AGGAAAGUAUGGAUUCUCACCUUACUCCAUUUCGAGUUCUUGCAAUUGGACAAGAUGAAGGGAACUUGUUAUUGAGGACCAUGUAUUUCCAAAUGACUUGUUCUCAUUCCAUUGGAAAAAGAACAUCACAAUAUUGUAAGUUACCUACAAAAGUUCCACCCUGACGAACAUGGCCCAUUUGGUUGAUGAACUCUACUCACUUGAUCUUGAUGCCUUAAAUGAUCUUCAGCCAAUUUAUGGGCUUAUAUUAUUGUACAAAUGGCGACCUCCAGAAAAAGAUGAGCGCCCUGUUAUCAAGGAUGCGGUCCCAAAUGUAUUCUUUGCUAAUCAGAUAAUUAACAGCGCAUGUGCAACCCAAGCUAUUGUUUCUGUUCUGUUGAACUCUUCUGGCAUCACCCUUAGCGAGGACCUCAAAAAGCUCAAGGAGUUUGCAAAGGACAUGCCGCCGGAGCUCAAAGGAUUGGCUAUAGUGAAUUAUGAAAGCAUUCGUAUAACCAGUAACUCGUUUGCAAGGUCAGAUGACUACUCUGAGGAACAGAAAUCCAAGGAUGAUGAUGUCUACCAUUUCAUUAGCUAUGUUCCUGUUGACGGCGUCCUGUAUGUUCCUGUUGACGGCGUCCUGUAUCUUCCUGUUGAUUGGCUAUGUGCAUGUUUAUAAACAUAUUUUCAUUGUGGUGUAAUAUGUGUUUAUCUUGAACCUUCUUGUGGGUGUGAGGAUAAUAAUUGAAUAUUUUUAGAGCUGGUAGUAUAUAUUGUUUUGACUGCACAUCAUUUUACCAACAAUUUAACUAUCGACAAAGUAAAUAUAUGUCCGCAUAGGUAUGGUGUACCUUGAUAGACUAUAUGUUGGCAUA
This is a messenger RNA of Hordeum vulgare subsp. vulgare (domesticated barley), 854 nucleotides long. RefSeq names its product ubiquitin carboxyl-terminal hydrolase 2-like. Bases 170 to 658 code for a protein of 162 amino acids. The transcript is spliced from 5 exons. Gene Ontology annotation, biological process: ubiquitin-dependent protein catabolic process; protein deubiquitination. Lineage: Eukaryota; Viridiplantae; Streptophyta; Magnoliopsida; Poales; Poaceae. Gene Ontology annotation, cellular component: cytoplasm. The record is from RefSeq and is a predicted model, not a curated record. Gene Ontology annotation, molecular function: cysteine-type deubiquitinase activity.